This is a messenger RNA of Geodia barretti, 792 nucleotides long. The record is from the annotation of a GenBank genome assembly. NCBI's taxonomy places the organism in Eukaryota, Metazoa, Porifera, Demospongiae, Tetractinellida, Geodiidae.
AUGCCAGUAGCAAUGACGGUUGCCGGCUCCGAUUCAGGUGGCGGCGCAGGUGUUCAGGCCGAUUUGAAGACUUUUGCAGCCCUGGGCGUUUACGGCGCCUCGGCGCUGACCGCCAUAACCGCUCAAAACACGGUGGCGGUUACGGCCGUUCACGAACUCCCGAUCGAUUUGAUUGCCGCGCAGAUUGAGGCAGUGGUCUCCGAUAUAGGUGUGGACGCAGUCAAGACCGGCAUGCUUUCCAGUUCCGAAAUAGUUGAGGUUGUUGCGAGAGAACUGGACAGACACGGAAUCAAGAACCUGGUAGUUGACCCAGUAAUGAUAGCAAAGAGCGGAGACCCGCUAUUGAGGCAGGAAGCGGUCGACUCUGUCCGCACUCUCCUGGUACCCUUGGCCUGUAUCGUUACGCCAAAUGUGCCCGAGGCAGAAACCCUUACCGGAAUGAAAGUGGAAACCGACGAGGAUAUGAGGGAAGCCGCCCGCAGAAUCAUCGGUAUGGGAGCCAGAGCGGUGGUAGUAAAAGGCGGGCACCGUGAAGGUCCCGCCACGGACCUCUUUUACGACGGGACUGAGUUUGUAGAGUUUACUUCAGACCGAUUUGAUACGGUCAAUACUCACGGCACCGGUUGCACCUUUGCUUCCGCCACCGCUGCAGGACUGGCUCAGGGGAAAUCGGUUGUAGAGGCGGUAGCGCAGGCAAAAGAGUACGUAACCGAAGCCAUUCGCAAUUCCUAUCCCCUUGGACAAGGCCACGGGCCUGUCCACCACUUUUGGCAGCUUUGGGAUAAAUCGUAG